CACUGUUCGUACUGGUUUUAAGUGUUUUUCUUUGUUUUUAUCACGAAAUCCUGCUCUUCGGCGAGCAAAAAAAAGUGCUUUAAAAAUUAAAACCAGCAGCCGUUUUUAUAUCUGUGUCGAGCACAUGUGUUAUACAGCCAUAAAUUAAGUUUGCAGCCAGAGCUGAAAAGCCGAUUAUCUAACGAAAAAUUAUCGAUGUAUUAACGAUUCGAAGUUCGAACGCAAGCAAAGCAACCCCAAGUGAUUAAGUCAGCCAGCAAGGCAAGUCGGCUUUCGUAAAUUAUCUGUCCGGACCAACUACUGCUCAAAAUCUAUUCCCCCUUCUCUUGCCCCCUUGACAAUAGAGAUAACUUAUUUUUCUAAAUAGAACCAUAAAACCUUUCGGCUAGGAUUGUUCGACAGACCGUUUUGCCUUGCAGCACCCCGCCCCACCAACCGCUGUCGGCCUUGCAACAUCAAAUUUGCGACGCAAAAACAAAACACACACACACCGAUACACCGCCCGCACACCAGCUGUUUUGUUAUCGAGUUAUCGAUCACACACAUGAGCGACAGUGACCGCGAGGAAAAAGAGGAAGAGCGAUAAACGAAAAAAGACCAGAAACGGAAUAUAAAAGGUCCGGGCGGGCGGAAAGAUGUCUGUGAGACUGUUGACCGUGCGACUGAUCAAACAUGGUCGCUACAUUUUGCGCAGCUACUGUAAACGUGACAUACACGCCAACAUUUUGGACCAAAACCAAGUGAGGACAAGAAGCAAGCGAGGCUUUCCCCUACCCUCCAGCGCCGCCAAUGUCGUGCGGACCGCUGCACAGCCGUCGGCAGCAAAGUCAGCGCCCAAUCCGGCCACUGUCACGCCCAUUGCUCCGCUGCAGAACAGCAAUGGCCUGUUCCGCGUCGGCCAGCAUGCACGAAAACUCUUCAUCGACAACAUCCUCAGCCGGGUUACCACCCAGUACUCGGAGGAGCUGCGCCAGCGAGCCACACGCAGGCUCUUCUUCGGCGACUCAGCUCCAUUCUUUGCCUUGGUUGGCGUCAGCCUGGCCUCUGGCACGGGGGUGCUGAGCAAAGAGGAUGAGCUGGAGGGCGUGUGCUGGGAGAUACGCGAGGCGGCCAGUCGCCUGCAGAGCGCCUGGAAUCGUGAUGGGAUCUCCGAGAACCUGGACAGUAAGUUUACCAUUGAUAACUUGGAUGUUGGGCCGGCCAUAGCCAAGGGAUGUGCGGCGGUUGUCUACGCGGCCAACUUUAAGAAGGAGGAUGCCUCAGCGAACCUUGAUGCGAAGGCACUUGAGUCUACACUGGAUCCUGCUGCCCCCUUGCCGGUGCCAGCCAUGGCCCCCAAUAGCUGGACUACCAGGGAGAUGAUGUCGCCUCUGCAGAACAUGUCCCGCUUCGUGCACAACUUUGGCGGCUCCGUGGACAACAUAUUUCAAUAUAGCCAGCCCUCGGCGGCGAGUGACUUUGUGGGCGAACUGGAGAAGCAGCAAGAGGAACAGCAGCAGCAGCAGCCAGCGCAUAAUCUCUUGGCGGAGGCAAGACUUAAUCCCUCCACGGAUAACUAUCCGCUGGCCCUGAAGAUGAUGUUCAACUAUGACAUCCAGAGCAACGCCCUGUCCAUACUCCGAGCCAUGUACAAGGAGACGGUGCCAGCACGUCAACGUCGCAUGAAUCCUGCUGCCGAGGAGUGGGAGCGUCUCUUGCAGAACCAAACCCUAACCCUGCCGCCGCAUCCGAACAUUGUCUGCAUGUUCGGUUUCUUUUGCGACGAGGUAGGCAACUUUCCUGAUGGAAAUGUCCUGUAUCCGGUGGCCCAGCCCCAGAGGAUCAAUCCGCACGGCUAUGGACGAAACAUGUCGCUGUAUCUGCUGAUGAAACGCUACGAUCACAGCCUGCGCGGCCUCCUCGACACCCAGGAGCUGAGCACCCGCACCCGGAUUCUUUUACUAGCUCAGAUGCUUGAGGCCGUCACCCAUUUGAGCCGUCAUGGCGUCGCCCAUCGUGAUCUCAAGUCGGACAAUGUACUGAUCGAUCUACAAGACGAUGCCUCCGCCGUACUGGUGCUCUCCGAUUUCGGCUGCUGCCUGGCGGACAAAAUCCACGGCCUGCGUCUGCCCUAUGUCUCCCACGACAUUGACAAGGGCGGGAAUGCAGCGUUGAUGGCGCCGGAGAUUAUCAACAUGGUCCCCGGCCCCUUUGCCGUGCUCAACUACGACAAGGCGGAUUUGUGGGCAUGCGGAGCCCUGGCCUACGAGAUCUUUGGCAGCCGCAAUCCCUUCUAUUCGAACAGCGGUGGCCUUGCCCUGGAGCGCGGAGAGCUGACCCAUUCGCUGCGUAACAGCGACUAUCGGCCGGAGCAGCUGCCGCCGAUGAGCGAUGCGUGCCCGCCACUGCUGCAGCAGCUGGUGUACAACAUCCUCAAUCCCAAUCCAUCCCGAAGGGUCAGUCCGGACAUAGCGGCUAAUGUGGUGCAGCUGUUCCUCUGGGCCCCCUCCAAGUGGCUCAAGGCGGGCGGCAUGCCCAACAGCUCCGAGAUCCUCCAGUGGCUCCUUUCGCUGACCACCAAGCUGAUGUGCGAGGGACGUCCUCAGCUUGACGGAGCAUCACCAGUGUCUGCUAGCGGCAGGCGCGCCUACGUUGAAUACCUUCUAAUCUGCAGUUUCUUGGCACGCGCCCGUCUGCGUCGCAUUCGCGGCGCCCUCAACUGGAUCCAGAACGCUGUCGCGUUGUAGGUGGAGAUGCAUCCAGUCAUCUACUUGUUACUCUGAGAAAAUCAAAUGAAAACGCGUGUGAUACCAAUAUAUUUUACAUAUGUAUUUAUAAAACAAUUCAAAAUUAUCCGUGGAAUUUAGUCGUGAAAUUUACUCAGCUGCCGCCGCAGCUCGUUUAGUUGAUUUAGUUCGUUCAGAAGCAACUGCUCUUCAUGGAGCUCAUCCGCCAAAUCGGUAACUAACUGCUGGCAGCGCUCGGUAACAGCUUCAGCCUCCAAGGACGUCUGCUCAACAUUCGCCAUGGAGGUCUCAGAUAAUUUUUUAAUAUUGUUGUUCAUCUCCUGAAGGAUCUGCAGCUUCGAAUCCAGGAAUUCAACAUGCGUAUGCAUUGCAGAGUUGGGUAUUUGAUUCUCUACUUAAAUUCGUCAAUGCCUCUUAUGGUAUUGUGUUUGAUUUAUUAAAUUAAUGCCCAAGAAUUAAAA
Messenger RNA from Drosophila serrata, 3187 nucleotides. RefSeq names its product PTEN-induced putative kinase 1 (gene Pink1). Gene Ontology annotation, cellular component: mitochondrion. The record is from RefSeq and is a predicted model, not a curated record. NCBI's taxonomy places the organism in Eukaryota, Metazoa, Arthropoda, Insecta, Diptera, Drosophilidae. Gene Ontology annotation, molecular function: ATP binding; protein serine/threonine kinase activity. Gene Ontology annotation, biological process: regulation of apoptotic process; autophagy of mitochondrion; protein phosphorylation.